This is a messenger RNA of Tauraco erythrolophus (red-crested turaco), 1030 nucleotides long. NCBI's taxonomy places the organism in Eukaryota, Metazoa, Chordata, Aves, Musophagiformes, Musophagidae. The record is from RefSeq and is a predicted model, not a curated record.
GGAUAAUGUGGAGUGGUCAGAAGAGCAGGAAGCCAGUGCCAGGAGUAAAGUUCAAGAGAACAGCUCACAGCUAUUGCCACAAGAUAAACAAGAGGAAUAUGAGGUGAAUGCUAAGAGGUACUGGGAUGACUUCUAUAAAAUCCAUGAAAAUGGCUUCUUCAAGGACAGGCACUGGCUCUUCACUGAAUUUCCUGAGCUGGCACCUAACAGGAACUCAAGUCAAAAUGGGGAUUCUGUGCAUGAAUUUAGUAACAAAGAAGAAUCCAACAAUGAAGGGCUGGGAAGCUGUGAAAAUGGACAUUGUUCAUUGGAAACCAGGGCAGAGAAUCAGUUAAACCUGACAAAAAGCACAGCUAAGAUCUGCACAGAGGAGCUGGCUCCACAGAAGUACAGUGAGCUGAAUCCAAGUAAUAGAGAUUACCCGGGAUCAUCUGCAUCUUACCGAAUAUUAGAGGUUGGCUGUGGUGCUGGAAAUACAGUCUUCCCAAUUUUACAAACCAACAAUGACCCGGGCCUUUUUGUCUAUUGCUGUGAUUUUUCUACAACAGCUGUGGAUCUUGUCCAGAACCAUGCGGAAUACGAUUCCUCUCGCUGCUUUGCGUUUGUCCAUGACCUGUGCAAUGACCAAAGUCCUUUCCCAAUGCCAGAUGAGAGUCUCGACGUUGUUAUUCUUAUCUUUGUCCUCUCAGCAAUUCUCCCAGAGAAGAUGCAAUGCAUUGUUAACAGACUGAGUCGCCUUCUGAAACCAGGAGGAAUGAUUUUGUUACGAGAUUAUGGCCGUUACGAUCUGGCCCAGCUUCGGUUUAAGAAAGGUCAAUGUCUCUCUGAUAACUUCUAUGUGAGAGGUGAUGGCACCAGAGUCUACUUCUUCACACAAGAUGAAUUAGAUGGCCUCUUCACAACAGCUGGGCUGGAGAAAAUCCAGAAUCUGAUUGAUCGGCGAUUGCAGGUGAACCGUGGGAAACAGAUGACCAUGUAUCGGGUCUGGAUCCAGUGCAAGUACCGCAAGCCCGCCGCCCCUCAGCCCUAA